AUGGAUGAGGGAGCUGGGAUGGAUGAGGGACCUGGGGUGGACGAGGGACCUGGGGUGGACGAGGGACCUUGGGUGGACGAGGGACCUGGGGUGGACGAGGGACCUUGGGUGGACGAGGGACCUUGGGUGGACGAGGGACCUGGGGUGGACGAGGGACCUUGGGUGGACGAGGGACCUGGGAUGGACGAGGGACCUGGGGUGGACGAGGGACCUUGGGUGGACGAGGGACCUGGGAUGGACGAGGGAACUGGGAUGGAUGAGGGACCUGGGGUGGACGAGGGACCUGGGAUGGAUGAGGGACCUGGGGUGGAUGAGGGACCUUGGGUGGACGAGGGACCUGAGAUGGAUGAGGGAACUGGGAUGGAUGAGGGACCUGGAGUGGGAUUUAGGGUUUAA
Scomber japonicus (chub mackerel) is the source of this 396-nucleotide messenger RNA. Its product is annotated as circumsporozoite protein-like. The record is from RefSeq and is a predicted model, not a curated record. Bases 1 to 396 code for a protein of 131 amino acids. Lineage: Eukaryota; Metazoa; Chordata; Actinopteri; Scombriformes; Scombridae. The transcript has a single exon.